This is a messenger RNA of Cetraspora pellucida, 508 nucleotides long. The record is from the annotation of a GenBank genome assembly. NCBI's taxonomy places the organism in Eukaryota, Fungi, Glomeromycota, Glomeromycetes, Diversisporales, Gigasporaceae.
UGAUGGAAAAAUUAAUUGCGAGCGUGCUGAAUAUAAUUCCAAAUCUGAAAAUGAAACUUUAUUAUCAUUCAUUUCAUUGAUGAAAAAAUUUGUUGAGUGUUUAGUAAAUAUAUUCGCUUCUCUAAAUGUGGAUUCUUCACGUGCAUGUAUAUUUGUUUAUUCCGAAAAAGAAAAGAUUGCAAUUCAAGACUCAUUACUUAAAUUAAUAACAUUGAAUCCCGAUAAAAUUUCUAAAAAAGUUCAGCAUAAAGCAAUUCGAUGCUUCUUUAAUAUUUUUGAAGAUUGUUCUCUAUUGUUAGCUGCUGGAAAUGAUUAUAACCGUUCGGGACUUCUUGAUGAUGAAUUAAGAGAAUUUCCUAGACUUAUCGUUCUGGAACAAUCUCUGAAAGAAAAUAUUGCAAUAAAGGUUCCAGGUUUUUAUCGAAUCACUGAUGUCUGGGAACAAAUGGUGAAGCCUAAUUUAAAAUACGAUCAAGUACAAUACGAUUUAAAUGAUUUGGAAACUUAU